This is a messenger RNA of Trypanosoma cruzi, 1044 nucleotides long. RefSeq names its product mucin-associated surface protein (MASP), putative. NCBI's taxonomy places the organism in Eukaryota, Euglenozoa, Kinetoplastea, Trypanosomatida, Trypanosomatidae. The record is from RefSeq and is a predicted model, not a curated record. The coding region runs from base 1 to 1044 and encodes 347 amino acids. The transcript has a single exon.
AUGAUAGCGAUGAUGAUGACUGGCCGUGUGCUGCUGGUGUGUGCCCUCUGCGUGCUGUGGUGCGAUGUUGCUGCUGCUUCUGCUGCUGAUGGCAAGGGGGAUACCAUCACGAAGGAAGAUGAAAAGACAAGGACUACCGAGGUUUCGCCGCCCGGAAGAAAAAAAGAAUCACCGGUGACUUCAGGACAAGAAUCAGCAGGAAAUGUAAGAACGCCACAGAGUUAUGGAGUUGAUAUUCCGCUGCCUAAUAACCUAAAUUUAGAUCAAAAACAAGAAGGUGAGAUAAUGACCGAGAAUGAAGACGACGACGAGGAUGAGGAGGAAAAUGAAGAAGAUGCGGAAAUGAGCGAAAAUGAAGAAGAAGGAGACGAAGACACAGAGACACGCGAAAAACAACCACCACCAGGACCACCACCACCUCCACCUUCGGGACAAACAUCAACACCGACAAUAAAUGGAAACUCAGCAGGAACUUCAAAUGAAGCAAGAGCGAAAGAACUGCCCAGCUCGGAUAAGGACUCCACCCAGGGACAAGGACUCAAAUCGCCGGCAGCAGAAUCAGCACCAGCAGCAACGCCACAAGUAAAAAAUGAAGACCCCGGCUCUGCAGAUGUCGUUUCAGUGCAACAGGUACAGAAAGCUCAAAGCGGCCUGGAGUCAGGGAGUGAGUCAAGAAAAGAAGACGGCGUUCUCACCACGAACAAACAACAGGAUGGAACAUCUGACAGCCAUGCCGAAUCAACUCCAACAUCACGCUCAUCAGCAAAAAGUGUUGCCGCCAGUAAUGGCCCUGACAAGGCUACUGAAGAGGAGAUUUCCAAUAAAAAUACAGCACGUGUUGAUGAAGUACCGGAAGCAGCACAAGAAGAUGGAAAUAAAGAUGACAAUAAAAAAGAAACUCCAAUAAAAACCACAGCUAUUGCAAAUGGUACGGCUCCAACUGGCGACAGUGACGGCAGCACCGCGGUCUCCCACACCACCUCCCCUCUUUUGCUUCUUCUUCUUGUUGUUGCGUGUGCUGCUGCUGCGGUGGUGGCCGCGUGA